Molecule: messenger RNA, 901 nt
Organism: Vigna angularis (adzuki bean)
Lineage: Eukaryota; Viridiplantae; Streptophyta; Magnoliopsida; Fabales; Fabaceae
Exons: 1
Coding region: 158-649 (163 amino acids)
Source: RefSeq, a predicted model, not a curated record
AAAAGUGGAUUUGAUUGGCUUUAUCCUUAACAACCAAAAACCUAUUAUAUAAAUUACAAGAAGGAAUAGUCAAGAGUGUGAAAAUCACUAACAUAGCCAAAACAGAGAGCGAGAGAGAGAGAGAAAUAGACGUCAAAAAGCUUGAUUCAGAGCUUCAAUGGCAUCAAGGAAGGGCUUCCUUUCGAAGGUGAGUUCCAUGUUUGCAUCAUCGAGCAGCGAAUUGGAGGGAAAAGCCGUAGAAGCUGACAUGGAAUUGGAUGAAGCUGAGGUGUGGAACUGGAACUUAUCCAACAGCAAUAACAGUGUCACAGAGUCGAAGAAGUGGUCACGAUCUGGUAAGAAAGGGUUUAAAAAGGUGGAGGGUGGUGGCAGAGUCAACCCUGUUGCAUCAUCCUCAAUGCCGGUGAAUAUUCCAGAUUGGUCCAAGAUUUUGAAGGAGAACUAUGAGGAGCACGAGAACAGAGAUUCUGUGAGUGGUGAUGAUGAUGAUGAUGAUGGUGGUGGCGAACGAGUACCCCCUCAUGAGUAUCUUGCUAGGAACAGAGGAGCUUCUCUCUCUGUGCAUGAAGGAAAAGGGAGGACCCUCAAAGGUAGGGACUUGCGCAGUGUUAGAAAUGCCAUUUGGAAGAAAAUUGGUUUUGAAGAUUGAUUUUUUCAUCCGAUUCCAUUCUACAACUUUUCAAUUUUUGGAACCUGGCUCUGUAAGAAAGAGUUCAUAUUCGUAUGCAUCUUCUGCUCCUCAUCAACGAUAUUUGUUUUCUUCUUUUUGGACCAUUCUUGUUUGCUAAGUUAUCUAAGAAGAUGUAUAAGUCUCUUUCGUUUUGAGUGUCUGAAAGAAGAAUCACUCAUGCUUGUAAUUAACUAUUUUCAACUACCUAAAAGAAGGAUUGGUUUUGUACUU